This is a messenger RNA of Gloeophyllum trabeum ATCC 11539, 399 nucleotides long. RefSeq lists its product as uncharacterized. Bases 1 to 399 code for a protein of 132 amino acids. Lineage: Eukaryota; Fungi; Basidiomycota; Agaricomycetes; Gloeophyllales; Gloeophyllaceae. The record is from RefSeq and is a predicted model, not a curated record. The transcript is spliced from 2 exons.
AUGCUGGAGGACCUGCGGCGCCGAAAAGAGGCGGAGAAGCAGCGGAAGCUCGCUGAGAAAGCUGAGAAGUUGGCGGGGAUUGUAUUGUUGCUGCGGGAAGAGGACAUAAACAAGCUCACAGUUUCACACAUUGAAGAUCAGCUCGAAGUUCACCGACAACUUGAUGGUAAUCAAGAUAUGCCCAAGAAGUCGCACCUGAAGAACAAAGCAGAGAAAGUCGCAGCGUUGAGGCACGUGGUUAGGCACUACUUAGCAAAAUACCCCGAGUCCGAGGGCAAGUGGCUGGAGGACAUGGGGAUUGGCAUCGAGACAGACGAGAAUUCUGACGCCGACAUGUAUGGCACAGACGGUUCUGACGACGAGGACGAGGAAAUAACUUUAUUACAUUACUGGAGGUGA